This is a messenger RNA of Acanthocheilonema viteae, 1113 nucleotides long. The record is from the annotation of a GenBank genome assembly. NCBI's taxonomy places the organism in Eukaryota, Metazoa, Nematoda, Chromadorea, Rhabditida, Onchocercidae.
AUGUGUGAUAAAGAAUUGCAUGCUCUGAGCAGUGCUAGAAGCAGAUGCGAAUUGCUCACUGCUCUUCAAAAUGCUCUACAGUAUGUGUCGUCACCAGAAAAGUCAUCGUUUGCGAAAUAUCGCAUACUCACUCAGUUAGUUGACAUCUUUCAUCCUUCCGUAAUUGGCCUUUUGACAGCGAAUGAAUUUAAGGAGCUGUUCAGGGCGCUGUUCUGUUCAGCUGCAGUAGACGAUGCUUUCCUGGUUUUGAUCAAUGCUUUGCAUUCCUGUGAUAGCUCUCAGAUGUUUCGCUUGCAGCAUAUAAUAAUUUUAUUGGAUGAUCUGGAGAAAACAUGUCUGGAAUCGUUGCUUGUCGACAGUAUUGAGAAAGAUCCGAAUGAUGUGAACUGGAAUGCUAAACAGGGAGAAUUAUGCAGACUUUUAGGUCAAACUACAUGUUUGGUGCACAAUGUAUUUGGAAAUUCCCAUCUUUCAAGUUUGGUUAAAGUGAAUGACGCACUUAUGAAAUCUUAUUUAAACAAUCACUGGAUAUAUUUGUUGAAUUCACUGAAAGCUGCUCUUAUGGAUGCAGUGAAUAGAUGUCGAAAUGCGAAAAAUGUAAACAUGGAAUUCCUCGCGGGCGUCAUUUACGAGUUGAGCCGAGGAGAUAUAGUUGCGUUUCGAACGCUGGUAACCUGGUUAGGGUCCAAGGUAGACGAUAUGAUUUGGAGACGUAUUAGCGUGAGACUGCUUACUGAUACUUCGAAUGGUAUAGCUCAUUUAGAAAACCUACUCAUACUUGUUUUACUUGCAGUAAAAAAUGGCGAAAUGCUCCAGAAAUUGUUUGGUAGUGAAAUAUAUAAAAAUCGAAUAGUGAGACGGAUUUUCUUUGAAAAAGCGCUUUUUGUCAAAAUCUUCCCUUCGACAGAACAAGUUCCUGAAAAAUUAGCUAUUUGUUUGCAUUUAAGUAACAGUGAAUCCUCUGAUGAUGGGCCAUGGAGUACACUGCAUCGGGAUACUAUCUGUACAACUCUGGAUAUCUGGUCCAGUAGUAUUCACAUCAAUCAUUCUUCCGAUGAACAGCUGGAUUAUAUUGAUGUUGUGCUUCUCAAUUUUGUCAAAUAUGCAAAGUGA